Meira miltonrushii is the source of this 1476-nucleotide messenger RNA. RefSeq lists its product as uncharacterized. Bases 294 to 1379 code for a protein of 361 amino acids. The transcript has 3 exons. The record is from RefSeq and is a predicted model, not a curated record. NCBI's taxonomy places the organism in Eukaryota, Fungi, Basidiomycota, Exobasidiomycetes, Exobasidiales, Brachybasidiaceae.
ACGCCUACGCCAUGACGCCGAUUUUGAUAUUGGAUUGGAAAGAAAGGAUGAGUGUGAAAUGUAAAGGCGUUAUUUGUUGUGAUGAUGUGAUUGAUUGGUGUCUCUUUGCUACCAUCUUUCAUUCUCCGGCUGGUCCUUUAUAAUCUUUAUCGUUUGCUCCUUCAUCCCUCUUUUUGCACUUUGAGCUGGUCUCUCAAAGUAGUAGUCAUUCGUACUGGUACGAAAAGACAUCCACAGCAAAACAUUUGGAUUCAUACACCGCUCUCCGGUAGAGCAAAAGAGCAACAAUCGCCAUGGUCACUCGACAUGAUGUCAUUCAAUCAUCCGAGGCAGCAACUUUAUCGGGCAAAAUUGGAUUAAUCUUAGGUGGUUUGCCUGAAGACAAAGAUACUUUACCUGCCGUCUUAUUCAUUAUUUUAUAUGUCGCUCUUUUCAUUCCAGUCAUUUGGAGGAUAUCAAAGCAUACGCUCACAUUUGGUCAAGUUUGGAAACCGUUACUGGUAAUCAUGUUAAGAGUGACAACUUUUGCAUUUCGAAUUAAACUUUCUGACGAUCAAGAUUGGAAUCAAAAUAUCUUUGUUACUCAAUUGAUUCUGUUGCGUUUGGGUCCGAUCAUUUUAACUUCAGCUCUGAUCUGUUUAUUACGUGAUGCCGUCAUUCCAUAUCUACCUACCGUCGAUGCGCCAAAUUUUACGGUAAAAUUCUUGCUGAAGUAUUUUGUUGCAUUACUCAACAUGGCAACUUAUUUCGCUUUUGGUUUAACAAUUGCCAUUGCAUUUGACGUCAAAGCAGCAAUAAACGGGAAUCCAGAAGCAAGGGUAAAAAUGCAUAUUAGCAAACAAAUUUCAAUUUGGAUGUUAGUCGGAAUUGAUGCUUGUAUUUAUAUCUUGGUAAUCACUCCGAUGGUAAGACUGUAUCAAGGAAUGUACAUUCAACGACUGGUUAUUUCACGCAAAAAAGAAGAAUCCAAAUUCUUGGCAAUCGCAUCCGUUUGUACUUUUUUGCUCGUCGUAUCCGCUUUCAAGGCACUUCAGUUGGCUGCUCACGGUCGUUUCAAUUCUCGAUAUGCACUUGUGGUGAACAAAAAGAUUUUAUUCUAUUGUGUCUGUUGUGCUGGCGAAUAUAUCGCUUGCAUGCUUUUGGCCACUUUACCGUGGGCUCGAAUGGUUCCUCCUCCAGAAAUUCUGGAAGCUUUUUGUCGAGUCUAUAGCUCCAAUGACGGUGGUAACGGUGGAAAUGGGAAUGGAUUUACAGGACCAAAUGCAACGAUUACACAAACAGCAGUGAUUCCAUGGCCACAACCUCCUCCACCCGGUGUUCAAACAGAUGGAACAGGCAUUCCAGCCCCAGGCACGAAUAGUGGCCACGCUGGAAGCUGAAGAAGAGAGAAAUUAUUUUGCAUCAAUUCACAAGUACUAGUCUUGCAUUCUCACUCUCUUUCAAUCGUUUUUCGUGUAACUAUACUUAUCACAUUCC